AUGACCAGCAAUAGGUACCAGGCGUCCAACCUGGCGGCAAAUUCCAAGCCGUUCGUGCCGCUGAACCCCUACCACAUGCAGCAGUGGAUGGCAGCCCCGCCGUACUACCCGCAACCGCCCUUCCACCAGCCGUACCCGCAAAUGUACCCAAUGAUGAUGCCUCCCUUCGGCUUCCCCCCGCCCAUGCCCCAGCCAGCACCGGGCCCGCUUCUGCCGCCGCCGAUGGGGGCCAACCCACAAGUACCAGUGCUGGCGCUGCCAGUGGCGCCCCACCCCGACGCGCCGGCGCUCGACCAAGCGUCGAGCCGCUUUGGCUUCGACAACAGCAAGAUGCCCCCCGUGCUGCCGUCGGAAGAGCUGUUCUGCGACGACGACGACCCGCUGUUUGUCUACUUGAACUGCACCCGCGCCGAGUUCAACGCCCGGGACUUGGAGUCGCGACGCCGGCGCCACGACCAGGUGCAGACGGUGCUCAAGGGCACCCCCGUGGGGAUGAUGCUCUUGCUGUUGGGCGAGGACGUCACCCUGUUAAACAAGCCCGAUACCCCUCCCCAACCGACAACCACCGACGUGCCGUCGACGUCGUCACCGCUGCCGUCCACCACUCAACCCCAGAUCACCAACUGGGCCCUGGUGCUCCACCAAAACAAGCCCACCCCGAAAAAGACCGCCAAUGGCGCCGCGGUGGCGAAGCUGGCGCCGUACACGCCGUUGCUGCCGGCGCCUGAGUUCGACCUUCUGCUCGAAGCUCAACAACUGCUAGGGGUGAUUUUGCUUCGGGUGAUGCACGACCCCAACUACCUGGUGCUUAACCAGCCGAACUCGUUGCCUAAGUUCGAAGUGAAGCCCCACGGGCUCACCAACCCGGGCAAUAUCUGCUACAUGAACCUGAUCAUCCAGGUGUUGGCGUACUGCCGCCCGUUCAACCAGCUUUUACGGCUCAUCCACGACAAGCUGAUGGGGCUGCUUGGCCAGCUGACGACGCCGGUGCUCGAUGCCACCAUCUGCAUCUUUACCGAGUUCCUGAGCCAGGAACACGACAUCAUAUCGCCGGAACGGUUCUUCCAGGUAUUGCUGGACCACCCGCGGUUCUCCCACUUGCAGUGGGGGCAGCAAGAAGACGCCGAGGAGUUCUUGGGCUACUUUUUGGACACGCUCAACGACGAGUUCAUCGCCGCCAUCGGGGCGUUGCGCACCCCCACCGUCGACCUGUUGAUCCAGCAGUACGCCGCCAACAACCUGGCGGAGGCGACGAAACGGUUCCUGCACGACGUCAAGUUCACCAUGCGCCAGAUCCGCGGACAAGACAAGCCGCUGGUGGUGGAAAACGAGUGGAACGAAGUCGGGAAGAAGAACGUCGAGAUCAACCGCAACCACGACAUCAAGCAGACGCCGAUCACGAUGAUCUUCGGCGGGGUGAUGCGGCUGGAGGUGGUGCUGCACAAGCUGGCGCUGGCGAAGCUGUUCAAGAAGCUGGUGACGUUGGACCCGUUGCAACACAUGCAGCUCGACUUGGACCAGGCGCUGCUGGUGGAGGAAACCCUCCUCAAAUGGAACGAGCCGGAGCAGAUUGUCCUUGACCCCAGCGACCACAGCCUGGUGGUAAAGAAGCAGAAUUUUAUCGACAAGUUGCCGCACACGUUGAUCAUCCACUUGAAGCGGUUUUCGUUCGCCCACGACGGGCUGGGGAACGUGAUUGAGAAGUUACGACAGAUGAUCCGCUUUGGCUACCAUCUCGAGAUCCCGCUGGCAUUACUACUGGCGGAAGCCAAGCACCAGCAGCGGCAGUACCGGCUCGUGGGGGUGGUGUACCACCACGGGUUGCUGGCCGCCAACGGCCACUACACCUGUGACGUAGCCACGCCGCAGUGGGUGCGUGUCGACGACACCCUUGUCACCAGCCUCGCCGCCGAUGAGGUUCUUGACGGCGGCGACGACACGCGCAACGCUUAUAUCUUGGUGUAUGAGCAGGAAGCAUGA
Messenger RNA from Diutina rugosa, 1980 nucleotides. Its product is annotated as mRNA-binding ubiquitin-specific protease. The transcript has a single exon. Gene Ontology annotation, biological process: protein deubiquitination. Bases 1 to 1980 code for a protein of 659 amino acids. Lineage: Eukaryota; Fungi; Ascomycota; Pichiomycetes; Serinales; Debaryomycetaceae. The record is from RefSeq and is a predicted model, not a curated record. Gene Ontology annotation, molecular function: cysteine-type deubiquitinase activity; cysteine-type endopeptidase activity. Gene Ontology annotation, cellular component: cytosol; nucleus.